UUAGAGCGCCCGAUUAGCGACAUUACGCCCUGUUGCGGGGUUGGUGUUCGUGGAUACGGGAAAGAAAUCCCCAAAACGGCGACCUGAAGAUGGCAACUCCAGUCGAACACUCCCACAGGCAUCCACAAUCGCCAACAAAGAAAAGGCCGAAAACGGAAACACCUAAUUCGCGGCCAAAAACUCGGGUACACCACAAUUGACUCUCAUUCACUGCAGCCCGCUUUCGAUUUCGACCGGCUAGCCGAUGCCGAGCAGCGCGUCAGCGCGUCGUUUAAGCAACGCGGCGCGAAUCCCGCUGUCGCCCGUCACGGCCGACAUGGAGAACCGACGGAGCCUGGCCGUCCGCAGCGGCGACGCGCCGGGCGCCGCGGCCAGUUCCGCGAGGAAGCGGACGUCGGACGUCGGGAGCGAGCCGUCGACCAGCCGCCGGCGGACGCGCGACCCGUCGCCGCCGGAGCGCGACGACGCGAGCGAUGCCGACGAGUACGACCCGGAGCAGUCGAUGCACGAGCGCCGGGCCAUCCAGCGCGACCUGCGCGAGAUGCAGAGGCAGAUGCGCGAGAACCCGGACGAGUUCCUGCAGGCCGACCCCAAAGCCCUGCUCGACUACCUCGACCAGUCCGACCGCAUCAUCCGGAACGUCAAGCAGACCGCCGAGGCCGCCAUCGACUCGCGCGGCCUCGUGAUUGCCGCCGACCUCUCGGCGCGCCGCGUCCAGCGGCUGACGUCCGGGAAUGUGGGCAACGGGAUUGACGUCGACGAGUUCGUCUCCAAAUGCAUCACGUAUAUGCUGCACGGUCGCGGCAUCGAGGACGACGAGGCCGAGGAGCUCUCGAGCACGCAAAGGAGGAGACGGCAGCCGAAUCGAGGCGCCCUAGGCAGCGACGACGAGUUCGAGAUUGGAGAUGACGGCGACAUGAUGAAUUGGGCUCAUCUGGGCCGCUUUGCCUGCAUCCCCGCCGUCCGCAGACCUGCCCUCCCCGGUUUCCUGCUCGGUCCCCUGUCCAUCGAGAAGAAAGCCCGCAAGGUGACGAAGAGGUCGGCGCCGUUCAGGCUCAACAGCCUGCGCGAGGUCCGGCCGGAGGAGUUAAGGGCCGAGGACCUGAAGAAGUCGGACAAGAACGACCUCCCGUCCAUCUGCAAGAAGAUCCACGUGCAACUGGAGGCGGCGCAGCAGCAGGCCCAGGACGCCGUCGAGGACGCAUUCGAUAAGCUCGGUGACGAUCUCCCGCCCGAGGAGCAAAGAGCGCUGAUGGAGCGCCAUGCGCUGCGGUCAACCGGCGGCAUUGAUCUGUUGCGAUUCGUCAUCAACCCGCGCUCCUUCGGCCAAACCGUCGAGAACAUGUUCUAUGUCAGCUUUUUGAUCCGCGAAGGGAGCGUCAAGCUCGAAUUCGACGAGGAUGGCCUCCCAGCUAUAGCACCCGUCCGAAAGAACUCGUCUGCCGAGCCGUCUCGCCCCAAGGCAACCACGAGGCACCAGGCCAUCAUGUCCAUCGAUAUGGCGACCUGGCGCGACAUCAUCGACGCAUUCGACAUCAAGGAGCCUAUGAUACCUCAUAGGGAGGAGGAGGCGCAACAAGGGCCUGGCGCCCGGGGCUGGUACAGCUGACACAGCUAAUGCCUCCUUAAUCAACUUGCAUUGGCCGCCUGUCUGCUCUCUGCCAGGCACGUCGCCUUAGAAUGGCGAAAUGU
This is a messenger RNA of Thermothielavioides terrestris NRRL 8126, 1692 nucleotides long. RefSeq lists its product as uncharacterized. The coding region runs from base 317 to 1609 and encodes 430 amino acids. Gene Ontology annotation, biological process: DNA repair. Gene Ontology annotation, cellular component: nucleus; Smc5-Smc6 complex. Lineage: Eukaryota; Fungi; Ascomycota; Sordariomycetes; Sordariales; Chaetomiaceae. The transcript is spliced from 2 exons. The record is from RefSeq and is a predicted model, not a curated record.